Messenger RNA from Effrenium voratum, 3312 nucleotides. The record is from the annotation of a GenBank genome assembly. Lineage: Eukaryota; Dinophyceae; Suessiales; Symbiodiniaceae.
AUGCACGAUCGGGAGUUGGUUGGCCCAGACGAGAAGCCCUCGGCCAUCCGAGGCGUGGCGUGCGCAGUGACGGGGCCUCUAUGGGGCAAUUUGGUGGACAGCGGCGCCUCUCGGAAGACACUUCUGCAGGCCGGAGCGGGGCUUUGGGGCAUCUGCACCUUCCAGCUGGCGCUGACCUCCAACUUCGUCGUCAUGAUGAUGCUCCGGGUCUUGAACGGCGCCGCGCUGGCCAUGAUGGUGCCGGUGAUUCAGUCCUUCGUGGCCGACCUCACCAGCUCCGAGAACUGCGGGUCCGCCUUUGGGAAGGUGGCCUGCGCAGCCAAUGUUGGGCAAGUGUUGGCCUGCCUCAUGGUGACCCCCAUCUCCGAGAGCACCGUCCUAGGCAUGCACGGCUGGAGGUUCUGUUUGGCGACGGUGGGGCUGCUAAGCUUGCUGACCGUUCUCUUUGUGCGGGCGGCAGUCUUUGAGGAGCCGCCCGUUUGGAAGCCGAGGCGGUUUGGUCUCCUACGGGAGCUGCGCACGGUGUACCAGUUCCUGAAAAUCCCGACCUUUCGAGUGCGAGCCCUAGAGCCCUUGGGUGCCCACCCAGGAUGCUGCCACAUGGAUGAGCGCAGAGCUGAGAUCUCUUGCGACUGGGCGUGGUGUCUUGAGAUCACCAGCUUCGUUGCGCGCGAUGGGGAUGGUGCGGCCCGAGUGCGUUCGGACCCGUCUGAUCCCUGGGUGGCAAGCUGGACCAAAGCUUGCGAGGAGAACAGCUGGCUGGCCCCAGAGUUCAGCAAGGAGUGCGGGUUCCACCCCUGGUGUAAACUUUGCCGCAAGUGGGCCGACCCCAGCCACCUCAGCACCCCGAAGUGCCAGCAGCGCCGCCAGCGCGAAGGUGUCACCUGCGGGCCCCACCUAAGGAAGCUGCUGGAAACCCAAGGUGCCCCGCGGCCUUGCUGCCCGAAACCCCCGGCCGCGCAGCCGACGGUCCCGAAGCCGCCGCCGACGAUCUUGAAGCCGCCGCCGGCGGACACCGGCGGUUUCCGGCGCAGAUGCCGGAACUCCCACUGCACGUACCUCGCGCACACGGAUGAAAAUCAGUUCAGGGGCUACUGCUGCAUCGCGUGCUACAAGUGGGAGAAGGAGGGGUACAAGAAGAAGACCUACCACGGGGCACGCUGCCAAAAAGAGCCGGCAGAUGGCUGUCAAGGCUUCGAGUUUGAGGCCCGGGAGCCGGGGCCGGAGCCGCUGGCGCUUACCGCAGGCCCGGGCGAGCCCGAGGAGGAGCCCUGGCGAGCCCCGGACUUCGAGGUGGGCGGGCUGAGAUGCUUUGAAACCAAGCCCUACGUGAGUCAGGUAAUGGCCUGCAAGGGUGCGGAUUUGGAGGCCGAGGAGGAAGUGAUGUCAGCAGGCGUGAUCCGGGCCAGAGAUCCCCUGGUUUUGAUCCCCAGCGCCAAUGGCCAGAUUCUGCGCGCACAAGUAGGGCCAGAUCUGUGGAUCACAUUGGCAGAGAGGCAGCGAGGAGAGUGGGUGGAGAGCGGCUUCAAGGAGCCGCCGUGCACCUGGCGCCACCUCUUCCAGACGGCGCAGAACUUGGCCCAGGAGUGGGUCCAGGCUGACGAGCUUUGGCGUGCCGCUGAGUCCACGUGGGAAAGCUUUCAGAAGGCACAGCAUGAGCUCCGGGACACAGGAGACUGUGGGGGCCAGCACGUCAAGGCGAUGAUCGCCCGGCGAGACGCUGCCCGCAGAGAAGCCUUGAACGUGAUCGAGGACUUCGUGCGGGAGGCGGCAAACGCUCAAGGGCAAAGCUGCCAGUGGCACGGGGGAGCAGAGCGCAAGGAUGCGGUGCACGAAGCACAGAACUGGAGGGCUGAACUGCUGGAGGGCGAGAGAUUGGACACCAAGAAGGAGCUCAGGGACCUUGACCAGCAGCGCGCCAAGGUGACCGUCGCCAGGGCGAAGAUGCGGUCCGCCGACACGGAGUGGCAGAAUGCGCGCGAUCUGGACAGCCAGGACGCAGAGCAGCACAUGGCGGAGCGCGAGAACUGCCGCACCACUGAGAAGGGCGAGACCCGCCUGUACUUCCACCAGAUGGCGACCCUUUGCGACCUCGCCAGCCGUGUGGCGCCUGAGAUGUUGCCGGAGCUGCGCCGGCACACGGAGAAGACGCUGGAGACGGAGCUCAGGAAACUGAAGCCCAAUGACCAGACGGAGGUUCUGAAGGUGCUGGACCAAAACAUCAGCAUCUCACACUACGACCCGGAGCAGCUGCAGCAAGCGCGGCGCUUGUCUGAACCAAAUGCGCGGCACGGUAUCUACGAGAUGACGUAUGAGGGCGAGCCCUGUGUGAUCAAAGUGUUCGACCUGCACAUGCACCGCGGCUUGCCGGGCUUCAUCCAAGAGGUGAUGCUGCACGUCAGGCUACGACAUCCCUUGGUGGUUCCGGUGCGGCGCGCCUUCAUCGACUUCAAGGAGCACCGGGGCUUUCUGCAAUUCGAUCGCUACGAGUGCAACCUGCACCAGUACCUCCAAGAGCUGGGGUGGCCUCGGCGGGAGCCUCACCGCUUGGGGGAGCCGGCAGCGGCGGGGCACGUGGACAAGAUGACCCGCCGAAUCGCGCAGCUCAUGAUCCAGUCGGUGGCCCAUGUGCAUUCCCACGACGUGGUGCAUGGAGACCUGAAACCCUCGAACUGGCUCUGGGAUGCCAAGAACAAGGUGCCCACGCUCUGCGACUUCGAGACGGCGAAGGACCACGGGGCGAGCGCCACCCGCACGGCUCUCCGCAGCCGGGGCUACGUGGCACCGGAGCUCUCGCAGGACGCUUCCGCGCGGAACACCUUGGAGUCAGAUGUCUUUGCGCUGGGCCGGUCCAUCGAGGAAGUGGUGCAACGAGUUCCCAGCAGUCGACCAUCUGAGAAGGAGGAGCUGCAGCGUAUAGUGGAUCAAAUGCUUUGCGAUGAUCCCGAGCAGCGGACCACUGCAGCACGAGCUGCUGAGGACUGGUGGCGGGAGGUACUAGGCCAUCAGAGCUCCGACGGCUAUGAGCAUUUGGUGCGUGCGAACGAGGUGCUUUAUACCCAGGCGGAGUGCAGCGGCCAGUUCCGGGACGGGGAGCCCUUGGACAAUCUGAUUGAGGCCAUCAGGAAAGACCCGACGUACCCGCGCAAGCACGACAAACUGAUCAUUGACGUGGUGAGAAAGGGUGAUGCCUUACUCUCGGUGGACAAUCGCCGGCUCUACUGCUUUCAUCAGGCGCAAGAAUGGCACCGGGACACCACGGUGUGGAUCAAGAUUCGGGAGCACCCCUUCAGCCGGGCCACUCGCGCCUAA